Anolis sagrei ordinatus is the source of this 4895-nucleotide messenger RNA. RefSeq names its product protogenin (gene PRTG). The record is from RefSeq and is a predicted model, not a curated record. Gene Ontology annotation, molecular function: protein binding. Lineage: Eukaryota; Metazoa; Chordata; Lepidosauria; Squamata; Anolidae. Gene Ontology annotation, biological process: cell-cell adhesion. Gene Ontology annotation, cellular component: plasma membrane.
ACCUGGAGAGAUGGCCGAAGUGGCCCCGGCAUGGGCUGAAGAGGUGGGCGGGGCCUCUUCCAUGUCCAGUGGUGGCCCCGCCCCCUUUGCCCUGGCCUGGCCUGGGGGCCCCUGGCCACGCCCCCUCCUUGAGCCAGAGAGAGAGAGAGAGAGAGAGAGGAGGGUCUUUGGGAGCCGGACGGCGAGGGGGACGCAGCCCUGAAGAAGAGAAGAAGGGAAGGAAGAAGGAAGGAAGGAAGGAAGGAAGGAAGGAAGGAAGGAAGGAAGGGAGAAGAAGCCCUUCUCUGGACUGAGGAGGGGGCCAGGAGAUGCCCCUGAAGCCCCCCGGGUAAAUGGAGCUCCCCGGAAGGACCCUCGGCUUCUCCCUCUGCCUCUUGGCCUUCCUUCUGCCAGGAUCGUCCUGCUUCAGCGACCUCUUCUUCUCCCGGGAGCCUCAGGACACAACGGUGCUGUCCCGGCGGGAGGGAGUGCUGCUGGAGUGCCAGGCCAGGGGCGAGCCCCCCAUCUCGGUCUCCUGGCUGCGCAAUGGAGCCAAGGUGCUGCCCAGCGAGAGGCUACGCCCGCUGCCCAAUGGCUCGCUCCUGGUGACCGAGGCCCACGAGGGCGCCUACCAGUGCCUGGCCCUCAACCAGCACGGCGCCAUCCUCAGCCGCAAGGCCCUGCUCACCCUGGCCACCAUGCCGGCCUUUGAGCUGCAGCCGCUUCCGGCCACCGUUCCCGAGGGCGGUGUGGCCCGCUUUGCCUGCAAGGUCUCCUCCGUCCCUCCGGCCGUCAUCACCUGGGAGCACAACCGCACCGCACUCCCCAUCGCCCUGGACAGGAUUACGGCCUUGCCCUCUGGAGUCCUGCAAAUCUACGGCGUCCGGCAACAGGAUGCGGGGAGCUACCGCUGUGUGGCCACGGCCCCCGCCAACCGCAGGAAGAGCGCCGAGGCCACGCUCAUUGUCCUCCCAGCCUCCAACACCAAGCUCCUCCACAAGCCUUCCAUCAUCGCCGGUCCAGAGAACGUAACGGCAGCUCUCCACCAGACAGUCAUCUUUGAGUGUGUGGCCACCGGGAACCCAAAGCCCAUCAUUUCCUGGAGCCGCUUGGACCACAAGCCCAUCGACGUCUUCAACACACGUGUCCUGGGGAAUGGGAACCUCAUGAUCUCCGAUGUGAAGGCGCCCCACGCCGGGAUCUACAUCUGCCGCGCCACCACACCCGGCACACGCAACUUCACCACCGCCGCCGCCGCCCUGACCGUCCUGGCACCACCUUCGUUUGUGGAGUGGCCAGAGAGCUUGACCAGACCGCGUGCUGGCACCGCCCGCUUCGGCUGCCAGGCGGAAGGCAUCCCGGCCCCGAAGGUCUCCUGGCUAAAGAACGGGCGCAAGGUCCACUCCAACGGCCGGAUCAAGAUGUACAACAGCAAACUGGUGAUCAACCAGAUCAUCCCGGAGGACGACGCCAUCUACCAGUGUCUGGCCGAGAACAGCCAGGGCUCUGUCCUUGCUCGGGCCAGGCUGACCGUGGUCCUGUCCGAAGACCGGCCCAGCGCCCCCUGCAACGUCCAUGCUGAGACCGUCUCCAGCUCCGCCAUCUUGCUGGCCUGGGAGCGGCCACAGUACAACGCGGACAAGGUCAUCGCCUACUCCGUCCACUACAUGAAGGCCGAAGGCCUGAACAACGAGGAAUACCAGGUGGUGAUUGGGAACGACACCACGCACUUCCUCCUGGACGACCUGGAGCCGGCCAGCAACUACUCCUUCUACAUCGUGGCCUACAUGCCUCUCGGGGCCAGCCAGAUGUCCGACCACGUCACCCAGCGCACCCUCGAGGACGUUCCCUUGAGGGCCCCUGAGCUGAGCCUGACCAGCCGCAGUCCCUGGGACAUCCUGGUCUCCUGGGCGCCCCUCCCGGCCAGGUUGCGCCGGGGAGAGGUGGUGUCCUUCCGCCUCUCCUUCCGCCUGGCCCCUUCUUCCUCUUCCUCUUCCUCGGAGGCCGGGGAAGCGCAGACGCUGGAGCUGCCCGGGGGGGCCCAGGAGCACCUGCUGGAGGGCCUGCGCCCGGACACCCUCUACCUGGUGCGCAUUGCGGCCGCCACACGUGUGGGCUGGGGAGAGGCCUCCCUCUGGACCUCCCACCGCACGCCCAGGGCCUCCGACCACACAGUCCCCAAGUCCCCAGAACUGCUCUUGCAGCCCCUCAACUGCACCACCAUCUGGGCCCAGUGGCAGCGAGAGGAAGAGGAAGAGGAAGGCCAGGAGAGCCCCGCCAUCCAGGGAUACAAGCUCUUCUACAAGGAGGAAGGGCAGCAGGAGAGCGGACCACUCCUCAUGGAGGCCUCGCGCCGGGAACACACCAUCAGCGGACUGGGUCCCCGCAGGAAGUACCACGUCCGACUGCUGGCCUUCAAUGGGGCGGAGGAGGGAUACCAAGCUGACCAGACCGUCAGCACACCAGGAUGUGUCUCCGUCCGUGACCGCCUGGAGCCACCCCCUCCGCCGCCGCUGCGCCUCUCUGCCCGGGCCAACUCCUCCUCGGCCGUGCUGCUGCGCUGGGGCCGCCCCGCCUUCUCCUCCUCCUCCUCCUCUUCCUCCUCCUCCUCUUCAACCCUCAACUACACCCUGCGCUGCCACCCGGUCGGCCUCCAGAACGCCUCCCUCGUCCGCUACCUCCAGACGUCAGAAACCCAGAUCCUGGUCCAGGGCUUGGAGCCCAGCACCAAGUACGAGUUCGCCGUCCGGCUGCAUCUCGACCAGCUCGCCAGCCCUUGGAGCCCCGUCGUGUAUCACUCCACGCUGCCGGAAGCCCCCUCGGGCCCCCCGCUGGGUGUGAAGGUGACCCUGAUCGAGGAGGACACGGCCCUGGUGUCCUGGAAGCCCCCCGUCGGGAUCGGGGCCACCGUCUUGCGCUACACCAUCCUCUACGCCUCGCGCAAGGCCUGGGCAGUCGGCCAGUGGCAAGUCUUGCACCGGGAAGGGACCAUCACCAUGGCUCUGCUGGAGAACCUCCUGGCCGGGAACGUCUACCUGGUCAAGAUCGCGGCUUCCAACGAAGUGGGAGAGGGACCCUUCUCCAGUGCCGUAGAGCUAGCUGUCCAGCCAAAGGGAGACCCUGAGCCCAACCAGAGGCCCAAGCGUCUCGACGCGGGCGAUGCAGGAAACACAGCUGACUCCGGCUCCUACCAGCUGGACCAGAGGUCCAUGACGGGCAUUGUGGCUGGUGUCUCCAUUGCCUUGGCCUGCAUUUGCGCCUGUGUCCUCAUCCUCAUCUACCGCGGAAAGGCCAGGAAAACGUCUGCUCCCAAAAGCGCUCCCGAGACCUCUGACGGCCUCUCAUCCUUGUCUGGGACGUCUCCUUCCAUCGGCGCCCAUGAAGCGAGGAAAGGCGCCCAAGACCCAGCCGAGAACAUGGAGUCCCUGCUGCCCAGGACAACGGGGAGCACCUUCCUCGACGCCAAAGGAGGGACGGAUCUGAUCAUCAACAGCUUUGGCCCCGUCACAAAGAGCAGCUCAAGGAAGAAGUGGCUCCUUUUCCCCGAUUCGAAGGAAGCCAAGGCUGGGCAGACCCAAAGGUCGGCCAACGCUGUGUGUCUGUUCCAGCCGAACAGAGUCCUUGCAUCCGAAGACGUCUCAACGGCGCCGCCUCAGAAGGACCAGCGAGGAGACACGUUUGCCGUCGCCGCCGACACAGAGCACUCGGCCCACAGUGAAACGGGCGACUCCGGAAGGUUCUCCCAGGAGUCCAGCGAAGACCUGCGCCUCUCCAUCGUCAUCCCUGAAGCGGAAAUGCUCGGCAACCUCUACGCGACGCCCAAAGAACCCCCUGAUCCCCUCCGCCCUCCAGACCAACUGACCAUGUGACCCACUGACCGCCCGCCUACCCGCCCGCCGUUUUUGCUGUUCAGAGGACAAUGAACAGGGAGCCAAAGCUUUAUGACGUGGGAGCCCUGGGAGGGCGGCAGGUGACUCCCGCCACGGUUUGUUUUAGUCUGUCUUUUGCGUGCGGAAAACCCGCUCGCGUUGAAUGUUCCACAAUGUGAAGGGAGGGAGAGGGGACAGGUUUCGGAGUCUAGCCGAAAAGAGAGAAGGGUUUUUUAAAUAGUAUAUUAUAUGGAUAUGUGUCUGUCGGUGCCGUUAUCACUGGAGCGAAGGGCGCGGGGCCCUUGGCUUGGAUAUUAUCUACCUCAGUCCGCCGAGCCGCGGGUGCGGAGCGCAAUGGCGCAACCUCCGUUCACCCCCGCCGUUCGGCUUUUUUGCGCAAAGAGUUUUGGUCUCAACUGCGAUUACUUCCUAGUAGCGCCCCGCUCAGUAUUUUUUAUAACUCCCCCCCCUCUUGUGUGUGUGUGAAGUGUGCGAGUACGUGCGUUUGCAUGUUGUAUGCAAGUAUGAGAUUCGAAGGAGUUGUGUUGGGAGGCGAGGAGGAGGCGGCCACCCAGCUCUCUCUGGCAAAUUGAAGAGGUGAAGAUGCCAAAGAAUGAGGAGGGAGCCAGGGUCCAUUUCUCAAAGACAAAUGCGGUCCUUUGGGGCCCUUUAAGCUUCAAGGGCCCACACUCCCUGCCCUGCGGCCCCAAGUGGCCUUGGACAGUGCCUUCUGCCCCUGUUUCUGACCCCAACGAUGCCCACAUUCUCAGUAGGAGGCACCUGCAUUUAGUCGCAUAAUUGUCACACUUUUUUGAUUGAGAAAGGGAUGCGACUAUUACGUGAGGAAAAAGAAUUUGCUGUUAUUAUUUUUAAAAAUGAACUGCCUUACCUUUGAGAGAAGAGGAAAAGGCAGGAUCCAUCUUCAAAGAAAUAGAAAUGGAGCUGGGUCAUCCAUUUCUGUUUGUUUUUAAACUGCCUUUGUGUUCGUCACAUAAUAGUCGCAGAGCUGUUUGGGGUGAUCUUUCAACCCUACCUCCCCCUUUUUCC